Molecule: messenger RNA, 2950 nt
Organism: Pseudo-nitzschia multistriata
Lineage: Eukaryota; Bacillariophyta; Bacillariophyceae; Bacillariales; Bacillariaceae
Source: the annotation of a GenBank genome assembly
GACGAGUGGUACGAGUACGCGUAUGUGUGUCUACGAACUGUAUUUGUUUUUGCUUUUGCUUUUGCCUUUGCCUCUGCAAUUCGAACCCCUGCCGGUGUUUCCAAGAGUGCCUCGGGCAUUGCAACCAAACGAAUCCUCUCGACUCGCAUGGCACUGCGUGCUUCUGCUUCUGCUUUUGCUUCCCUUUCGAGUCCCGAGAGCCUUCGAAGACCGCUCGCUGCCCCCGCCCGCUAAAGCGACGACGCCGGGGGUGAAGACACACCCGUUCCGCAAUGAACUACAGAGACGGAGGGGAUUGCGACGAUCCCCGGGCGGCCCCUCCGGGCAGCGUUUGGGGGAAGGAAGGGCCGGACCGCUACGAGGACGSCCCMGUCAACCAGGGCCUCCUGUCGGGAAAGCGAAAGACCGUCCACCCGCACUACCGGCACGGGGGGACGGUCGAUCCAGGCGAGUGGAAACGGCCGUACUGGCUGGGCGCCGGCCUGUUCCUGAUCCUCUUUGCCUUUUGGCUGCUGGACAGCCUGAAGGACCCCGUCUUUGUCCGUCUGGUGGACGGGAAGAUCAGCGAGCACCAGCCGCCCGCCAAGCUCUGCAGCGUGCURGUGACGCUCUGCCUCGUCUGCCUCCUGGAGUUCUGGACGAACCACCGGCAGCAGAGGCAGCGGGCCGCCCUGCGCGAGGCCGAAGCGGAGGYGACGGGGGACGAAGCGGUGCUGGACCCCGGGGGGGUCUGGAAGAGGAUCCGGAUCGCGUCGUCGAGCGGUGGCGAACGCGAGCGGGGGACCCCCGAGCAAGCCCCGGACGACACCGUGUCCUUUGACAUUUUCUAUUGCAUCGGGGUUCCCUACCUGCUGGCCUUUUCGGUGCUGGCCUAUUUCGUGUGGACCUUUGAGCAGCACGAACACGAAGAACGAGAAGCCAUGCUCGCGGCCGCGGCAGAACCAAUCGCGACGACGGCUACGGCGGGUGGCGGCGGGGGAACGAUACGGAAGCUGUCKACAGCGAUGCCGACCGAAAGCGACAACAACAACAACRACGACACCAGCGSCGAAAACCCCACGGCCUGCUACGUGCUGGGAUACGUCCUGUACGCGACCGUCGAGUCCUUUGGGUCGCUGGCGGUCGCCGCCUUUUGGUCCUACACGAACUCCACCCUCAGCCUGCGCGACGCGGAGCGCUACUACGGGCCCGUCAUCGCCACGGCCCAGCUGGGGGCCGUCGCCGGCAGCACCCUCGUGGCAACGGGCCGGUGGGAGUCCUCGUCGCUGCUGGUGGUGGUGGCCCUUUCCAUCGUCCUGCAGCUCCUGCUGAUGCGGGGRUACGACCGGCGCUUCGAACCGACCGCCGAGCUCGCGGCGGACCCGCAGCGGCCCGCCUUUGGCAGCAGCGGUGGCCRCAAAACCCGGCACUACGGGAGUGGUUGUGGCGACGAGGACGAGGACGACGACGAUGCAAUGUCCGUUGUUACGCUACAGGACGGGAACGCCACCCUCACAAAGCCCUUCUGGUCCGGGCUGUAYCUCGUCUUUUCGCACUCGUACGUCCUCUUGAUCCUGGGGGUUUCCUGCCUCUACGAGGUGGCCAUGACGCUCCUCGACUACCAGAUGAAGCUCCUCGGCUUUGCCCGCUUCAGGGCCGACGGGGGAGGGGCCGCGAACCGAUUGCUCGGGGGCACCAUGUCCUUUUCGAAAUUCAUGGGCCACUACGGGCAGGUCGUCAACCUGACCAGCCUCUUGUUUUCUUCCCUGCUCUUCCCCUUUCUGAUAAAGAGGCUCGGACUGCGGAGAACCCUCCUGUGGUUCCCGACCAUGCUUUUGGUGGUGACCUUUCUGGCCUACGGAGCCAUGCCGGGAAACCUUGCGGUCCUCUUUGUCUCCCUGAGCCUCCUCAAGGCCAUGACCUACAGCAUCCACGAUCCCUCCAAGGAGCUCCUCUACAUCCCCACCUCGAACGCCGUCAAGUUCCGGGCCAAGUUCUGGAUCGACGUGGUCGGCGAGCGCAUCUCGAAGGCCAUCGGGUCCGCCUUUAACACCCUGGCCAGGGACGUYGAGGAGAGCCUCCGGAUCGGGACCCUCCCCUGCCUGCUCACGGCCCUCGGCCUGUGGACGGCCUGCUACCUCGUCGGCCUGCGCUUCGACGAGCUCCUGGCGACGGGGAAGAUCGUCGGGCUGGAGCACCCGAUCGAUCCCUCCACCUACUCGCGGGUCCCGGGGGAGCGGGACGGCGGCGACGACUGCGAGAGCGCCGGGGGGGCGGAUGCCUUCUACGGCGGCCGCGGGUACGACUGCCGGCCCCGCGGCGGUUUCGGCGAGCUGGAGAUCGCCUUUGUGGACGGGGACGACGAAGACGCCGUCAGCACGCUGGACCUGCUGGCGGACCCGGCCGCUCCGCGGGGUGGCGAGCCACUCGCGGUGCGCGGGAUCGAGAUGCCCUCGCUGUCGCGCCGGGUGUGACGCGGUGCAACCGCAACAAAGAAGAAAGAAAAAAAGAACCAAUKGCCCGUCUUGAUCCCUGUUGGUCCUAGUCGUUGCGAAUCACCAAAAAAUCUACAACGACAACACCAGAGCUAGCUUCUUUCCCGUUUGAUAGACUCCUCAAGCUGGGCACAGAGCAAUUAUUAUCGAAACCCGCCAUCAAUUUUUCAACGACGCCGCGUCUUCCGGAUUCCGCMAUAGAAAYCAUCUGCCCAGCGGGGAGGGAUACCGCUGCUCGCAGUGGCCACGGUCUACUCGCUCGCCCGCGGCACCAGGUGCAUCGUCUUUCGAGCCCUCGCAAUUCGUGCAAMCCCAAAUCUGCAUUWCCUCAUACUAGAUGCACUACUAGGAUGAAUUACAAGGUUUACGAGUAUUUUCCCUGAUAGUAGCGGUCACCAACGAGACUAUGGAGUGGAAUGUGGCUGUCGAUCACAUUCCAAGCWUGGAAUGAAGUAGAGUAAAAUUCCUAGACAGUG